AUGAAUUACAGAAACGAUAAUAAUGGAGUACUAAACAAUAACGAAAACAGUAAGAAAUCUAACAAUUUUUUGAAUAAUUAUGAAAAUGUAACCACAUCAAAGAACAGCUCUGCUGAAGAAAUAGCAGAAAAAUAUUUAAGAAGUAAAUUAAGUUUAGACUUUAAGAGCAUAAAUAAACUGGAUUAUAAUUUAAAUAGUAAAAAUGAAUAUUACGAUAAUAACAAAAAUGUAGACAGUACAUUAGAUUAUGCAGGAAUUAGUAACGGAAAUCGUAACGCAAAUCAUAACGUAAAUCAUAACGGAAAUAGUUAUACCUCACACAAUGAUAAAUUGAAUUAUUUUAAAAAUACAAGUAAUAAUUAUUCAGGUUAUGAAGAAAAGGGAAGAUCAUACUAUGAUACCAUAAAUAAGACAUCACUUUAUUCUGAUAUAGUUAAUAAUAAUACUAUUAAUGUAAAUUAUUCUAAUUGUAAAAAUGAUGAAAAUAAACUUAUGUACACCAAUUUAACACCCAAAACGAAUAACAUAAUUAAUGUAAUAGGCAAAUCUAAUUCUAGAAAUUUAACUGAAUUUAGUCGCUUGAAUUCACUGAAGGAAGAUCAAACAAAUAAUUAUUAUGUAAAAAAUGAUUCUAUAAAAUACGAAAAAGACAGACUUAAAAAUUUACAAAUAAAAAACCAAGAUAAUAAUAACAAUUCUGAUCUUUUGAUAAGCAGAUAUAAUAGUGUAAAUAGCGUUAUCAAUGAUAAUAACAUUGGAAAUGAUAAUUUGGGGAAAUAUAAAUAUGGAAUAAUUAAACCAUAUACAGAAAUUGAGAUGGAAAAAAAUAAUGUUGUAAAUAAUAUAAAAAUCGGAGCUUCUUUAUUAAAUAAAAGAGAUAGCGGAUAUAAUAAUAAUAAUAACUUAGUUCAGGAUAAUAACCAUUAUUAUAAAAGCAGGGAGAAUAAAUACUAUAUGGAAAACUACCAUUCUAAAAAUAACAAUAAUUCUAAAAGUAACAAUAAUUCUAAAAAUAACGGCAAUAAUAACAAUAAUAGUAAUAAACGAAAUUUAAUGCAGAGAAAUAAAGAUUAUGUUCAUUAUCUAAGUAAACGAAAUAGCAUAUUAAAAAAUGAUUUAUCAAUUAAGAAAGAUUUGAAAAAAAAACCAAGUGUCUCAAUAAAUUUAAAACAGUCACAUAUGAAAAAUAAAUUAAAUAUCGAUAGAUACAAGCAUAACACUUUUUUUAAUUCGUUUUACAAAAGUGCAAAAAAUAAAUACAACGAACUUGAAUUAAUGAAUAGUGUUAAUAUAUUUAGCACUGGAAAUGGAAUAAAUAUUAACAAUAAUGAUAGCCUCAAAAAUGUAAGCAUAAAAAAUGAUAAUAGCUAUUUGGGAACUUUUGAAAAUGAUAUGUAUAAAAUAAAUAACAGUAAUGAUUCUAAUUUUAAUUUUUUAAAAGAAAAGUUAGGAUAUACAGAAAAUAUAAGCAAUAUAGACUAUAUGAAUAAUAGUGAAAUUGAUAUAAGCUUUUUAAAAUCAACAUAUUCUGAUUCAAGCAAAAUUAUAGAUUCGCCUUUAAAUUAUGAAAAUGAAACAUUUAGUACUGUAAAAAAACAUGAUAUAAAUGAUGAAUUGUUAAUAAAAAAUGUAAACAAUUCUAUUCGAUAUACACAUAAGGGUAAUACUGUAAAUUAUUCAAGUAGUCAAAUAAAUAAUCAUCAAAAGUUAGAUAAUAUAAUUUAUAAUGAUAAUGUGAAUGAUGACAAUAGUAUAUCAUCAUGUCUUGUUCAUAAUAAUGAAAAGUUUGACAAUAAUAAUUUAAAAAAGUAUUCAAAUGGGAAUACUUUUAAAACAAACAAUGUAGAUAAUGUUAUAAUAUAUAACGAUAUGUCAUCUAAAAAAGAAAUUCAUUUUGCACCAGAUCAAGCAAUAAAUUAUUUUACACAAAAUUCUGUUAAUAACAAAAAUAUCGUUUAUGGAGAAAAAGAUAAAUUAAAAAAUAUGAAUGAUUUAUAUAAAAAAGGAAUACCAAAUGAAUUAGGAAUAAAGUUAGCCCAAAAUAGUUCCGAAAAUAAACAAAAUAAUACCCUUUCAUUUGAUUCAAAUAAAUUAAAUAUAAUAAAUAUAAAUAAAAAAUAUGGUGAUAAUUUAGUUUUGUCUGAAAAUAUAAAACGUGAUAUAAAUAAUAACACCAAUUUAAGUAGAGAUUAUGUCACCACAAGUAGAGAUUACGAUAUGGGCAAAUCGAACGAUAGUAAUGAUAAUUCACAUUUCAAUAGUGCAAAGAUAUACAUAAAUAAAGAAAAUAAUAAUUGUGAGCUUUAUGAUAAAAAUUCACAAAAUCAUUAUACCGGUAAAUAUAAUAAUAACAAUAAUAUGAAUAUCGUUUUAAAGGGGGUAAAUUUUGAAAGUGAUGAUAAAAAAAAAAUAGAAAAUUAUAAUUUUAUAGACAGAAUAAAUUUAUCAAAUAAUAAUGGAAAAAAUAUAAGUCCAUUAUAUUUUUCUGAAAAUAAAUUAAGUAACAUAUUUAACAACAAAAUAGAAAAAAACAAAUUAUUGAAUGUUAAUAAUAGUCAAAUAUGUGUAGACAAUAAAUUAAAAAAUAAAAAAUAUAUAAUGCCUCCUAAUGAAAACAUAAAUAUAACAAAUCCAAAAAAAACAAGAGAUGAUAAAAAUUCUGUGAACGAAUUAAGCAACAUAAAUAAUUAUGAAGAUUAUUAUAAAUAUAUUAGUGAUUCUAUUAAUAAUAUUCCGAUAACUAUUAAAAAUAUGAAUAUUUUAUUAGCCUUAGCUUUAUAUUUUUUAAAUUAUAAUAUAAAUAAUAAUUCAACAAAAAAUGAGCUUAGUGAUGAUAUAUUAAUAAAGCUUUUAAAUAAAUUUUUAUAUUGCUUAAAUUUAAAGACAUGUUUAUUAAAAGAGAAAAAAAUAAAUAAUAAUGAAAAUAAAUAUUAUUUUAUACAAAUAAAAAAAAAUGAAAGCUUAGUUAAUGACACUUUCGCAAAUGAUAAUAAUAAAGAAGAAACUAUUAUUGAUGAAAAAAAAAAAAAUGAAUUAAAUAAAAAUAAAGAAAUGAUUAAUGACAAAGAUGAUACAACAACACCAUUUUUUACUUUUUAUAAUAAACGAAUAAUUAGAAAUAAAAAUGACCAAAAAGAAAAUAAUAAAAUCGAUAUGAUUAACAAUAGAAACUGUGAAAUAAAUCUUGUUAAUAAAAACCAAAAUAUAGAAAAAACAAAUUGUUUCUAUAUUGAUGAAAAUAUGAAAAUAAUAUCUCUUUGUGAUAUUUACAAAAUAGCUUGGUGUUUGUGUGUAUUAAAAAAAAAUUUUAUGUAUAUAGAUUUGUUGAGAAUAUUAUAUAAAGAAUCUGAAUCAAUGAUUGUAGAAAAAGAGUUAAUUUUUUGUGUUACAUAUAUUUUUAAAUAUUGUAGAAUAAUUGAGAUUGAAGAUUGUAAAAAUUAUUUAAAUAAUAACACAAUAAUACAUUUAGACAAUAAUACUAAUGAGAAUUUAUGUAUGUAUUUACAUUUAUUAUAUCUUUGUUCAAUAGAUGAUGAAAGAUUUAUAAAUGUAAGCCAUAAAAAAAAUGUUGAUAAAAUUAUUAAUUAUUUUUAUGAUAAAAUAGAGAAAUUAAAUAUAUAUAUGUGUACUAAUAUAUUAUGUGUGUUAGCAAAUUUAAAUAUAAAAAAUGAUGAAUAUCCAAUUUUUUUUAAUAAAAUGUUAAAUUAUUUUAGAAAUAAUAUAAAAAAAAUGAAUAAAAGUAUAUUACUUGUUAAUAUUGUUUGGUCUUUAUGUAUUAUUGAAGUACCAUGUUCUAUAUUUCUAAAAGAUCUAAGCGAAUAUGUUAUUAAUAUUUUACAUUUUAUUCCUUUAUCCGAAUUUAUAACUAUAUCUUGUUGUUUUAGCUGUCAAAAAGUUAUAGUUAUAAAAAAUUAUUUUCAAAAUUUAAAAAGAAGUAAAGAAAUAAAUCAAGAAAAAGCUAUCACAACAAAUUUAUCAGAUAAUACCAUUAAUGAAUAUAAACAAUAUGAAUUUAUAAUUUAUAAAUAUUAUGAACAAAAAAAAUUAUUUCCAUAUUAUUUUUACAAAAAGCCUACAUGUAAUUCUAUUAUUUUCAAAAUAUUGGCUUAUAGUUUUUUACAUUAUGAUCAAAAAAUGAUAGAUGAAACAUCAUGUGAUAUAGGGAAUAACAUAAAUAUCUCUACCAAUAGUUAUCAUAAAUUUUCAGAUGUAAAUAAUGAUAAUAGGAAAACGGUUAGAAGCUUAAGUGUAGAGAAUAAAUCUCAAAAUAACAAUAAUAUAAGAGAUUCGAGUGUUCACAAUUCUAGAUUUAAUAGUUCGAAUAUUUCUACAAAUGUUAAAAAUACAUAUUUUAUUAAUGAUGAAGAUCAAACAAAUUGUGAUUCUAAAUUUAUUCAUGAUAAUAAUGGUGUAAAAAAUGGAUAUACAUCAAAUUGUGAUAGAAAUAAUAAAUGGAAUAAUUUGCUAAAAAUUAACAUACAUAAUAAUACAAAGGGGGGAUUAGAUAAUAAUAAAAAUUUAUUUGGAAUAAAUAAAUCAAGUGAUUGUAAAAAUGGAAUUGAAAAUAGCAAUAAUACAUAUAAAGGUAAAUAUCCAAAAAAAAUCAAUGAAAAAAAAAAAAAACUAAAAGAUUAUUAUAAUUUAUAUGACCGAAAUAAUAAUUAUGAAUUUAAUUUAAACUCUUUUGAGAGAAUACUAUUUACAAAUUUGAUAGAAGAUUGUUGUAAUAAUUUUGAAAAAAUAAAUACAAUUCAUUUAAUUGAACUUUUAUAUACAUUAUGUAUAUUAAAUUUAGACAAAAAAAAAAUAGUAAGAUUAGUAGAAAAAAAAAUUAAUAAAAAUAUUUUUAAUGAUAGAUAUGAAAAAUUAUUUUUAAAAAGAAAAAAAAAAUAUAUAGAUGUAUAUAAAAAUUACACUUCUAAACAAAUAGAUAAUGAAAAAGAUGAUCUAAUUAUUUUACAUUAUAUUUAUAAUAAAUUUGUCCAAGAAAAUAUAAUACAAAAAGAUCUAGUUGAUUAUAAUUUCUCAAUUGUAAUAGAUAAUAUAUAUUUCAAUAGAUAUGUAAAUGAUGAUAUAUUUUUUAGCAUUAUUAAGGGUUCUGAAAAUACAGGUGAAAACACUUUUGAAAAGUUGAAGAGCAUAUUGCACUCGGCUUCUUACUGGGAAAGUGGAAAAAAUGGAAACAGUGGAAACAGUGGAAAAAAUGGAAAAUAUGAAAAAGAGGCACACGAAUUUAGCCCAAAUGACACAUUCUGUGAUUCUAAAAAUAGAGAUUUUAUAAAUGAAGCGAAUGAAGCGGGUAAAGCGGCUGGGAUGGGCGAAAUUGGCAAAAAUGGCAAAAAUGGCGAAAGCAGUAAUCACCGUAAUUUAUUUGGUAAUUCGAAAGGGUAUGAACUUGUAGAAAAAUGUAAGAAUGGAAAAAAUGGAAAAAAUGUUUAUAGCAAGGACAUUUUAAAUGAUGAAAAGAGUAGAGAAGAAUGUGAAAAACAAUCACAACAAUUUAAUUUAUAUGAUGGGGUAUAUUUGAAAGAUAAUAUGGAAAAUGAAUUUAUAAAUAGAGAAUAUAAUAAUACACCUAAAGAAUUAACUGAAUUUAAAAAUGAUUUAAAAAAUGCAUAUGAUAUUGCUAUCAAUUAUUAUAACAAAAAAACAAAUUACAUUGAGGGGGAUAAUAUAAACAACAUUGUAUAUCCAAAUAAUAGCAAACGUGAAAAUAAAAAUGAAAAUAAAAAUGAUAAAAAUGAUAACAAUAAAAAUAGAAAAACAAAAGAUGAUGAAAUAAUGACCCAAGAAAUGUAUCAUAAUAUAAUUACAAAAAGAAAUAUAAAAAAUAUAUUAGAUAAUCAUAAUCCGAAACAUGUGUUUGAAAAAAAAAAUAAUAAAUUUGAAAAUAAUAAUAACAAUGUAAAUUAUAAAAAAGAAAAUAUAGAUACUUUCAAUUUUUAUAAAUUAUUUAUUUUAUUAUUAAAAGUGUCAACACUGUCUAUGCUUUCAUUUGUGUUCGUGUUUGUGUAUAUGUCAUUAAAAUAA
This is a messenger RNA of Plasmodium yoelii, 6030 nucleotides long. Its product is annotated as conserved Plasmodium protein, unknown function. Bases 1 to 6030 code for a protein of 2009 amino acids. Lineage: Eukaryota; Apicomplexa; Aconoidasida; Haemosporida; Plasmodiidae. The record is from RefSeq and is a predicted model, not a curated record. The transcript has a single exon.